Messenger RNA from Tuber melanosporum (Perigord truffle), 476 nucleotides. RefSeq lists its product as uncharacterized. The record is from RefSeq and is a predicted model, not a curated record. NCBI's taxonomy places the organism in Eukaryota, Fungi, Ascomycota, Pezizomycetes, Pezizales, Tuberaceae. The transcript is spliced from 4 exons. The coding region runs from base 39 to 269 and encodes 76 amino acids.
GGAGCCACCACCAAAGGAUCUAACAACAACAAAAAACCAUGGCCGGCGGACACUACCGGGAAGUCCUCCACCAAGACCCCGCACUCAUCAAAUAUGCCAACCUAAACACGAACCGCUACAAGUACUUUCGAUGGAAUGCCCGCACGGCGAAGGUAUCGUUUAUUUACGCUGUCGUUAUACCUGCCGCGCUGUUGACAUUGGCGUAUAAGACUGAGGGAAAAUACAACUUUCGCGACAAACGACGCGGCGAUAUUCCGCAGGAUUUCUAGGGGAAAAAAAUCUCUUACGGACGGAGAAGGGUAUAUAGGGUAUGCUCUGUUGGAGAAAUCGGAUUGGGUGAAGCGGUGGGUGGGCAAAUCUACCGCUACCGAUGUACUGUACCGGUACUCACUCGUGUUAGACAUAGUUGCACAAUUCAAUUUGUGAAGAAAAAAAAAGAUGGAUCUUAGGCCUAUCAUAAAGAGUCUAUCUUAUCG